Molecule: messenger RNA, 3395 nt
Organism: Bactrocera latifrons
Lineage: Eukaryota; Metazoa; Arthropoda; Insecta; Diptera; Tephritidae
Gene: SREBP
Product: sterol regulatory element-binding protein 2
Exons: 9
Coding region: 36-3374 (1112 amino acids)
Biological process (GO): regulation of transcription by RNA polymerase II
Cellular component (GO): nucleus
Molecular function (GO): RNA polymerase II cis-regulatory region sequence-specific DNA binding; protein dimerization activity; DNA-binding transcription factor activity, RNA polymerase II-specific
Source: RefSeq, a predicted model, not a curated record
UACGAUGUUUUCAAACCUAAUUGGAUAGAUUUAAAAUGGAUGAAAAUAACUCGUCAAAUUCUGUUGACAUGGAAUUUUCAUAUGGAACAGGUUUUGAUUCAUUGGAUAUUUUUAAGGAAGAAGAUACUUUGAACAUUAUAAAGGAUAUGGUGCCUCUGGAAAUGCAGAACUUUUUCGAGGAUAUUGAUCAAAUGGAAUUCUCUGAUGAAGCCCUGUCAAAUAAUUUGUUACACGAUUGUAAUGUGGACACAUUAAAUUUCAUUGAACCUAAUUUAUUACUGCAACCGAAAGUGUCUAGUCCAGAUUUAGUUAAUAAUACUGGAAAAAGUUGUACCAACAGUUACAGCUCUUCAGAUCCUUUGAUGGCUGGCCAUUUAAAUCAUGUCGCUGCUUUACCUUCUCCAAGUCAUGCAGUUGAGUUCAAUUCGUCGUCUAAUAGCUUGCCUUUGGAUCAAAAAUGGAUAAUGAGAAAUGAACAAAAUCCAGUGCGAAGUAAUCAAGUUGUCGAUAAGCCGAAAGAGUUUUGCAAUGUUAAUCCUGUAAAAGAAGAUAAACCCGAUUAUUCUAAAAAUGACUGUUACAAAUCCAAUGUCUUGGAAAGUGUUCAGAACCAUAUACAAUCUGUUGAAUUCAGAAGUGAUGUGUUGAAAAAAGGCAUUUAUGACAAUGAAAAGGUAAGCCAAGCAAAUAUAACUAUCCAAGAUUUGAAGGACAUACAAUCAGCUCAACAUGUUUUGAUACAAAGAAAUCCAACGAUUAUGUAUGCCACUCCACCUACUUCUUCUGCGUCCUUUGCUGCUGGUCCUCCAAUUAUAUCACAAAUACCUGUCAUAUUUGAACCAACUGUAAACGUUUCUUGCACUCUACCCAAAGUGGGAAACAUCUCAUCGGUAGAGAAUAAAGUGCCAAUUAAUCGAAUUCAACCAAAAAAAAAAGAAGUCAAAAGGUCGGCUCAUAAUGCUAUAGAGCGGCGUUAUCGUACUUCAAUAAAUGACAAAAUUUCGGAACUAAAAAAUCUUAUAAUAGGGGAAUCUGCAAAACUCAACAAAUCGGCAGUUUUGCGCAAGUCAAUUGAUAAAAUACGCGAUCUUCAAAAGCAAAAUUCUGAGAUGCGUGAUGAGAUACAGAGACUUCAAAAUGAGCUUGUAAACCGAAGCAGUUGCAAUGUUAAAAAUCUACUCAACUCAACAAAGAUCAAUAAAGUUGAUAAUAGGAAUAAGCCAUUAAUAACGAAUGAGUUCUCACAAAAACAAAGAAUUAUUACGCCACCAUGUAGUGACGAGUCAAAUGCCUCACAAUCUCCAACACACUCUGAUAUUUCUUUACCGUGUUCCCCAGUUAACGGGUCUGUUAAAAGCUUUAAUUCAUAUAAAAUGAAAAAUGUGUCAACUGCUAUUCGUGAUAUGUCACAUUCACGAUUAACGUUAUGCAUAUUUAUGUUGGCUUUUAUCACAAUAAACCCAUUUAAGAUAUUUCUAUACAGACCUACUGAUACUAUGAGCACUCUCGGAAAUUAUGGAAGUAUUGAUGAUACUCAUCACCGCCGUAUUUUAAACUUCAACGAUGAUAAUACAAAUAAUGAUUUUAUUUGGAAAAUCUUUUGGGGCCCUUUAUUCUUGUGGUUUGUUAACUUGAUGGUCAUGUUGGUCUGCUUCGUAAAACUGAUUGGUUUUGUAAAUCCAUUAGGAAAUACAACUGCUGUCGAAUUCAAAACACGAAAGGAGUGUGGAGAUAAACUUUUCGAAAAGGGCUAUAUGGAAGAUGCUUACUUGGAGUAUAUAUCUUGCUUGAAAAGCCUUGGAGUAACGUUGCCGACAUCCACUUUUGACUUUAUUAUAUUGACAACCUGGCAAUUUAUUCGUAUAUUUAUUGGUCAUCUAAAGAUUAACUGCAAAUAUACAAAAUCUGUCUCAAGAUUACGCAACGAUGAGGACAGUCAUUCAAAUACUAGAACAGCGAGGAAUUUGGCCAUUUUCUUCAACAGGCUGAAUCAGUUGCAUUUAACAACUGAAAACAACCCCAAGCAUAGCCUGACAUUAUCAUUAUAUGCAUUAGAUAUGGCCCAAUUAUCUCAAGACACCCUCACAAAUGAAGAAUUGGUCGAUAUUUACUUAAUAACGACUUUAAUGGUAAAACAAAACUAUCCUAGAUCAUUGAAGUUAUUUGUACGAUAUUGCAUUAAAAAGGGGAAACAAGAGUGGUUUAAGUCUGCAGGAAAGUCGAGUCAAUAUAAGUGGAUAUUUACUCCAUUCGGAACACAAUUUUUAAUUGAUCAUGAAUUUGAUUUAAACAACAAUUUACAAUCAAAUAAUAUGUUUAUACAAUUGUCGAACAGUGCGAAUCCUCUAACAUACUUAUUAAAGAAUUAUCAAGAAUAUUUGCUUCAUCAAGCUAUUCAAUGUCUGGUUGGAUCCAUCCAAAUUUCUGAUAAAAAAAGAACAAAUCUUAAGGCAUAUGAUAUAGGAGAUAACACUGUGGCUAGUAAUGCACUGACUUUUGUUUCUUUGCUGCGUGAUUCCAUUUCUGCUGAUUGCAGCAAUGAAAAAAUUGAGUGGUGGGUUAACAUUCUUGAAGUUUCUGUUUAUUGGUUAUUAGGUGAAGAUGAAAAAGCCGAAAAAUCAUAUCAACGUGCCAGACUUUUACCGAAGGAACUUGAGACAAGCAACGACAAACUGCCACAAGCUUUACACUUGGCAUUGGAAGCAAAAUUUUUAUCACUACAGUAUAGUGGAGGCUUCUACAAGCGUGGUUCUCAAAGUAUAAUAGAUAUCUGCAAUCGAUCCAGUAACUGUCUUCAAGAAUCUUUAACAUUUAAUAAAAUUACAAGUGUGAAAAAAAUUAAAUUGUUAUUUCAAUUGCUAACUUGUGAUUGGGUGCUUGAAACAAGAACCCAGCUUUGGGAGACGGAAUACAUGAACGCUGAUCAAAUUCUGUGCAAACAAGUUCCCAGCGAUUAUUUGGAGAAAUUUCAAAAGGAUCUUAACUCGAUGCGUUAUGUCAUAGAAGAUUUGCAUAUUGGUCAUCAACGAAUUUACCUGUAUGAAGCUGUAUGCCGUCUUAUGGCCGGAGUAGCACCUGGACCUACACAACAACUUUUGGAUCGCAGUUUGAGGAAUAGAACUCUUAGAUCAUCCGUUAUAUGUGGAGGAAAAGAUAAAAGCAAUAACUGUGUAGGAUUUCAACGUGAAAGAGCGACAGCACUUUAUAUUGCAUGUAAGUAUUUACCAAAUGCGUUAAUUUGUUCGCCGGGAGAACGAGUUGGAAUGUUAGCUGAAGCUGCCAAAACUCUGGAAAAGCUUGGCGACAAGCGAAAACUAAAUGAUUGUUAUAAGUUAAUUAAAUUUUUUGAUAAUAGCAUCGAUGUAAUCGAUUAAAUUAAAAUAAGUUAAGUCGCA